Micromonas pusilla CCMP1545 is the source of this 3105-nucleotide messenger RNA. RefSeq lists its product as uncharacterized. Bases 1 to 3105 code for a protein of 1034 amino acids. Gene Ontology annotation, biological process: mitotic sister chromatid cohesion; DNA repair. The transcript has 3 exons. Gene Ontology annotation, cellular component: chromatin; nucleus. The record is from RefSeq and is a predicted model, not a curated record. NCBI's taxonomy places the organism in Eukaryota, Viridiplantae, Chlorophyta, Mamiellophyceae, Mamiellales, Mamiellaceae.
AUGUCCGACCCCGAGCUCGACGCCGCGGCGGCGACGCUUCGCGGGAGCACCGCGGAGGCGCGCGAGCCGCACGCGCGGCUCGCGGCGAUCGAGACGCUGUCCCGCGUCGCCGCGGACGCGACCGACGACGACCCUCGAUCGACGACGACGAUCCGACGCGACGACUUGGCGGAAUUACUGACGCGCGUCGCCGUCGACGCGCGUUCGACGGAGACGCCCGAGUGCCGCGCCGCCGCGCUGCUCGCGCGCGCCGCGCUUCGCGGGAAGCGCGGCGACCUCGACGUCACCGCGGACGUCGACGCGGACGCGAGCGACGUCUUCCCGCGCCUCGCCGCGUUCGCGCGGGCGUCGUCGUCGAACGCAACCGCGACCGCCGCGAUCGCCGACGACGAAUCCGACGACGGCGACGCGCUCGCGACCGAGCUCGACGUCCUCGGAUUCGUCGGCGCGCGCGCGCCCGCGACGCUCGCGGCCGCGAGCGUCGAGCUCGUGUCGCGCGCCGCCUCGGACGCGUCGACGACGACGGUGUGGGCCGCCGCGGUGGCGUGCGCGUGUCGCAUCCUCGGAGCAUCAGGCGCGGGAACGACGCCGUCGCCGGCGGCGUCGCUGAUCCCGCGGCUCGUCGCGAUGCUCUCGGACGCGUCGCCGCACGCGCGCGGCGGCGCCGCGCGCGUGCUCGGCAAAGCCUCCGAGCUGGUCCCGUGGGGGAAAAAGAGGAAGACGAGCGGGGCGGGCGGCGGCGGCGGUACAGCCGGCGGCGGAGGUACAGCUUGCGGCGACCGCGACGACCGCGACGACGCGCCGGCUGUACCGCCGCCGGCGUUGCUCGCGCUCCUGUGCGACGGCACGCCGUGGAUCCGGCACGCGGCGGCGACCGCGCUCGGCGGCGUCGCGACGGGAGCCGGUGCCGCGGCGGCGCCGAGCGCGGCGGUGGUGAAGAGAGAAGACGUAGCGGACGCGAAGAGCGAACUCGCGGAGAAGAACUUGAGGUGCGCUGCCGCGCUGCUCUCGGACGGAUGCGCGCAAGUCAGAUUGGCGGCGACGCACGCGCUCGCGUCUCACGGCGCCGCCGCGAAGAGAGCGACGGACGCGCUGCUUCCGAACCUCGCGUCUCGCGACGCGUUCUUGCGCGAGAAGACGCUGAGGGCGCUGGCGUCGAUAUGGGGGGACGUCGACUUCGCCGUCGCGGCGGCCGCGAGCGCGAACGCGAACGCGAACGCGAACGCGACGGAGACGACGACGAACGCGGCGGCGGAGGCGUCGCCGGCGGCGACGACGAAGUCGGAACCCGCGGAGCGCGUCGUCGUCGACGACGCCUCGGCCUCGGCCGCCGCCGCGCCCGCCGCGGCGGCCGUCGAGUGCGCCGCCGCCGCGGACGUCGCCGCCGCCAACCGAGCGAAGGAAGCCGCCGACCGAGCGAAAGAAGCCUUGGACGCGCCGGGCAAAGCCCUCGUCGCGCUCGCGGCGCGUCGCGCGUUCGACGACGCCGACGGCGGCGUGCGCGAAGCCGGCGCGGAGCUCAUGGGCCUCCUGAAGGCGCACGCGACCCCGCACGUGGACGCGCUGAAUCGUCUGAUGAGCGGCGACGGCGACGAGGGCGUGCGAGACGCCGCGACGGACGCGCUCGUGCGUCUCGGGUACUACAACCCGUGGACGAAGCAAGCGCGCGUGAAAGCCGUGGACCGAGCGACGGAUACGCACACGCUCCUGUACAUCGAAGACGGCGUCGAGGAGACGAUCGACCUGAAGAACGAGCGCGUGGAGCUGCGAUACAAGCCACACAAGCGCGGCGCGAAGGAGAGCUGGAUGCCGAUCCGCGACCCGUCGAAGAAGGCGAAGGCGCCGAAGGCGCCGAAGCGACCGAGAGAGCCGAAAAAACCGAAAGAGCCCAAGCCGAAAAAACCGAAAAAGAUUAAACCGCCCAAGCCUCCGAAGCUGCGCGCGCCGCCGCCGGCGAAAGUUCGCGUCGUCGCGGUGGCGAAGGACCAGAUCGUGCGCGCGGGCGCGCACGUCAGGGUUUGGUGGCCGCUGGACGAGGCGUGGUACGGCGGCGAGGUGUUAUCGUACGACGAAGAGACCAAGACGCACGCCGUGAAGUAUUACGACGGCGUCGAAGAGCGUCUGAACUUUAACAAAGAGAAGGUGACGACGGUGGAGCGCGGGGACGGGGACGGGGAUGGUAACGGAUCGGGCGCGGGCGUUACUUCUUCCCUUUCCUCCCUCUCGUUCCCGUCGAUCCACGGCAUGCCCCCCGUGCGAAUUCCCGUCGUCGGCGGCGAGACGCGCGCGUGGUUCCUCCCGUCUCCGCGCCGCGGGGAAGAGAAAAUUUCGUUUCUCGAGAAGGACGCGAGCACGGGCGAGGAGACGACGGUCGUGAUGUCCGCGGUCGAUUUCAACAACACCAAGUGUCCGGACACGGAAGGUCCGAAGCGAUGGCGCCGAACGAUUCGGUUCGACGCGUCGCGAGCGUCCGAGCGUCUGAGACACCGGGGCGGGCACAAGGAGAUUUCCAUCGGGCGGUGGUUGCUGCAGCAAGGGGGCGCGUGGGGGGAAGCGAUCGUCGGGCGGCCGAUUCGGCUCAGGCCGUGGGGGUGGACGUACACCGAGGACGCGCUGGUCGAGGGCGAGCGCGUCGCGGACGAGGCGUACGAGCGCGAGAAGCGCGAGAGGGAGGAAGCGGCGGCGGCGGCGGCGGCGGCGGCGGCGGCGACAGACGCGGCUCCGGCGGAGGCGACCGACGCGGCAGCGGCGGCGGCGGCCGAAGAGAGCGCGCCGACGGCGGAGGGCGGCGGCGGCGUCGACGAGGACGUCGCGAUGACGGACGCGGCGCGCGUGGAGGAAAAUGAGAAUGAGAAGGAGGAGACGGAGAGGAAAACGGACGCGGACGCGCCGGCGACGGGGGCGGAGGACGCCGACGAAGCCGCCGCCGACGCCGCCGACGACGCCGACGACGACGACGCGAAAGAGAGCGCGAAGGAGGAGUGGUGGGACGCGUCCAUCGUGAAGUACAACGCGACGACGGGCGAUCACCAGGUGAUGUACGAGGACGGCGUUCGCGAGUGGCUCUCGCUCGUGUGUCAGGAGUCGGAUAGCCUCAAAGCGUGA